Messenger RNA from Cylicocyclus nassatus, 468 nucleotides. The record is from the annotation of a GenBank genome assembly. NCBI's taxonomy places the organism in Eukaryota, Metazoa, Nematoda, Chromadorea, Rhabditida, Strongylidae.
AUGGAAGAUGACGCUGGGGAUUAUAUCAAGUCGAUAAUAAGAAAUCCAUUGGCACACGAAAAUAAACGCACAAAAUCUCCCGAUGUCAUAUACCUCACAAUGGAUGUUAUAAACAAAGAUUACUGGGAAAAGAGUUAUGAAGCUGUAAUACUAACAUUACUGAAAUACUGGUCUAGUCAAUUGGAUCAAAGAAUGUUGUUAUCACGGGUUGACCCCAGAAGGCCAUCCAAUAGGAAUGAUACGUGCGCGGUUUUGGCAAGAAACAAUUUCGGAUGCGCUUAUGAAAGGAUACAGCGUGUCCACAAUGGAUAUAUAGUUGGGUGUGCGUUCGGUUUUGUGCAUAGACGAUGUCUCAGCGAACGGCCGGGAUGGGAACAUGGUAUUCAAGAAGGUUUCAAGGAGCAGUGCAACUAUCACGAGAAACGGCCGACUAGGGAACGCUACUACCCAUAUGAACUGGUUAGAUAA